Molecule: messenger RNA, 1787 nt
Organism: Colias croceus (clouded yellow)
Lineage: Eukaryota; Metazoa; Arthropoda; Insecta; Lepidoptera; Pieridae
Product: golgin subfamily A member 6-like protein 7
Exons: 9
Coding region: 161-1339 (392 amino acids)
Biological process (GO): regulation of transcription by RNA polymerase II
Cellular component (GO): transcription regulator complex
Molecular function (GO): transcription coregulator activity
Source: RefSeq, a predicted model, not a curated record
UUUGAAUUGAUUUCUUUUUUAGAUUAAGUUGUAGAUACUAGGUAUUAAUAAUAAGUAAUAAAUACUCUUGUAGGCUUAGGGAGUCCAAUAUUUUCAUUUGUGAAGAUUAAUAGGUAAAGCUAUCAUCAUAACACCAGUCCUGGAAACCUCAUCGCCAAAAAUGCCAGCAGUUACUUCUACAACUGCUGAAGAUCAAAAUGAAGCGGAACAAAAAAUGUGGAAUGCUCUCAAGCGAUAUAUUAUACGUGAAAGACAGAGAAGAAAAGAAGAAUAUGAGGCUGAGGUGGAAGAAGAAAGAUUACGUAAAGAACGUGAAGCCAGGGAAAGACAGGAUGUUAUGACUUUGGAGGAAACAAAAGAGCAGAUAGAACAAUUGGAGCAAAAGCUCAAACAAUUAGAAAAGGAGAAACAACAACUGUUCAUGCAAUUGAAAAGGGUGUUGAAUGAAGAUGAGGUUAGAAAGAGACAGCAACAAAAGGAGGCUAAUGAAAUGCAACCAAUGAAAAUGCCUCUAGGUAAUAUACAAAUGCCAAUGUUUUCGAUGCCAUCAUCACAGCAAGGGCAAGGGGAACCCCCACAGAACCAGGGUCGACCCUCGCAUCUCAAUUCUCAUAACAUGCUUAAUAAGAAAAACUACUCAAAGUACAAAUUGUUUCCACAACAGCAAACUAUUGUCCGUGCCCCUAUACAGUCGGGGGUUAAGCGGCAACGGAGCCCGUCGCCGACGUACGCUCUGUAUGCGCAUCGGUUGCACCAACCGUCUAUGAAACAACACGCUGUUUAUUCUGAUCAUAAAGUAGAGGAUGGCCGAAUGGGCCGACAAAUGGCUCGAGCUGUACUAUGGAACAAAACGUCGCAAUACGCGUCCAACGUGAGCGGGUCGUCUGGCGCGUACUACGCGAUGCCAACCUCAGGCGUAGUGGGCGUGGUCACUGAACGACCGCCGCCAUUGCUAUACGCACACCAUGCGCAUACGCCGCAUACACCACACACCCCGCAUACGCCACACCAUACGAAUCUAAUGUAUGCGCCGGCGCCACAACCGCAGCUGUACUUGGAUAUGCUGAAGAACAGGGAGGGUCAGCAACACAAUGAACAGAAGAAGGAAUCUCAGGCGCCACAAGUACUAAUCGGUCUAAGUGAAGCUCACCAUCCAGCGGUGAGCAGCGGUGUGGUGUACGCACAGCCACCUGCUUCGAGACACAUUUCGAUACAUCCACCGCAACAUAAUAAUAUACAGACGGCGAAACCAGGCAGUAUAACUCAAGGAUACCCAGUACAACAAUCCAACCCAAAUGUGCAGAACCCCAACAUAUAUCCAAACAGACAUCGUUAUUAGCUAGUAAUUGUUAAACAACACGCAAAAAAACAAAAACCAUAGAACUAUUGAAAAAAAGGUUCAUUAAUCAUCUGAAACAGUAUUGGAAAAAAAACUAGUGUUUGUUUGUGCAGUGUUGUUCAGUGGAUAUGACGGUGAAAUAAACGAUUUUGUAUAAAGAAGUAUUUUUUGUUUAAAAUAAUGUUGUUUUCAAUCGAUUAUAUCAGCACCAAACAAAAUUACAGGUGCUAAAUGUUUAAUUAAUUUUGUCAUGUAAAUACAGAAUACAGAUACGAAAUACAGAAUAUAUUUUAUUGUAAGUUAUCUUUAGGCUAUUUUAUUUAAAUCUGUUGUAAUAUAAUUCCCUAAUCCUGUUAUUAUUUUUUGUCUCAUACGUUAAAUGAAGUAUAAAUGUAUUGUAGAAAUAGGCUUUUGUGAGCUGGUGGCAGAAAAUAAAUUUUAUAAAAGA